CUCGAACCAUCUAGUGCAGACGUGGUAACUGGCGCGCCUUUCUCCCCUCUUUAUCAACACCACACGCAGGUCGACCUCGACUGGAAGCGCCUCCUCGAAUCGAAGAAGUGUCAUGGCUUUCGCUGCUCCCGCGACAUGCGCGUGCCGCAUGGCGCCGCCGCCGCCGCUCGCGGCCGCCUCCGUCUCCGGGCGUGGGCGCUCGCCGUCGUCGGCGUCGAGCUAUAGGGCGGCGGCGCGGUGGUGGCCGGGCGCGAGGAGGGGGAGGCGGAGGAGGUGGGCGGGGUUGAGGGCGAGGUGCGCCGGGCAGUCCGUCGUGAAGCCCGGGUCGGAGAGCGCCGCCGGGGAGGGUUUGGUCGGGGAGGACCCGCCGCGGCCGCCGUUCGAUCUCAACCUCGCCGUCGUGCUCGCCGGGUUCGCGUUCGAGGCCUACACCAGCCCACCCGAGGAUGUGGGCUGGCGCGAGAUUGAUGCGGCUGAAUGUCAGACGGUGUUCCUAUCUGAUUCAUUUCUCCGUGAAGUAUAUGAUGGCCAAUUGGUUGUGAGGCUGAAGAAAGGCGUAAAUCUUCCCGUGAUGGAUCCUUGGGGCACAAGUGACCCUUACGUAGUUCUACAACUGAAUGGUCAAACUGCAAAAAGCAAUAUUAAAUGGGCGACGAAGGAACCAACAUGGAAUGAAGAAUUCACAUUUAACAUUAGUUUAUCUCGAGAAAAUCUACUACAGGUUGCUGCUUGGGAUGCAAACCUUGUUACCCCACACAAACGCAUGGGAAAUGCUGGAUUGUGCCUUGAAUCGCUUUGUGAUGGAAGUAAUCACAACGUUACGGUUGAAUUAGAAGGCCUAGGUGGUGGUGGGACUAUUGAUGUGGAGGUCAGGUAUAAGAGUUAUGAUGACAUUGAGCGUGAAAAACAAUGGUGGAGAAUACCUUUUGUGUCUGACUUUCUUGUGAAGAGCAGCCUAGGAUCUGCUCUUAGAACGGUCCUUGGAUCUGAAAGUAUAAAUGCAAGUCAGUUUGUGCAAUCUGCAUUUGGGCAACUAAGUUCUUUCACUUACACAUAUCUUCCAAAGCCACCAUCUUUGGAUAUUAGAGCUGAGGCCCCUAAAAGGGCUGAACAAUCUGUAGAUAACUCGGCUGGAUCAAAUGAACUUGAACAGUACAAGAUGGAUUCAAAAGCUUCUGGAGAUGAUUCAGAUUGUUGCAGUGAAGCUGAAUCUACUGCUACAGUUGUGAACACUGAAGGAAGCAGCUCGCCAAAUAUGAAGGAAACAGAUGAAUACUUCUGGAAAGCUUUCACCAGUGUACUCAACCAAAAUGUUCUCCAAAAUUUUGGAUUUUCUCUUCCUGAGGUCAAGCAAUUGGAUGGAUUUGACCUAUUGAGUUCACUUGGCUUAAAAUCAAGUGAAAUCGCUGAAAAGGAAUAUUUAGAAUCUGGACUAGCAACAGUAGAUGCAUCAAUCAGUGAAGGCCAUGAAACAACUCCUAAAGAUGCAAUCGAUGUUGACAAAGAAGAUGGCACUAUUCCAAUUAAAGAGAACUUGCCUAAAGAGGAGGUGCAGGCUCCCUUUCCAGACGUUAGUAAAGUUUCUCGGGAUGUAUUAUCUCAAACUGAGAAUAUACUAGGAGCUUUGAUGCUUCUUUCUAGAAGCUUAUCACCACAAGACAAGGAGUCAGUAAUGGUGGAUGAUGGAAGUAAUAAAGAAGAUUCGGUCAAAGAGGAACAAUGUGCUUCUGAUUAUACAGAUAAUGAUGAUGAUGCUGUAUCUACUGAAGUGUUCACUGAUGCACAGAAAGCAGAGGAUAGGCAACGACUGUUUGAGAGUGCAGAGACUGCCAUGGAGGCAUGGGCUAUGCUUGCCACUUCAUUGGGGCGUAACAGUUUUAUAAAAUCAGACUUUGAGAAGAUAUGUUUUCUCGACAAUGUUUCAACAGAUACCCAGGUUGCCAUUUGGCGUGAUUGUUCACGAAGAAGGUUGGUUGUUGCCUUUAGAGGAACUGAACAAUCAAAAUGGAAGGAUUUGCUAACUGACCUUAUGCUAGUGCCUGCUGGACUAAAUCCUGAGAGGUUGGGUGGUGACUUCAAACAAGAAAUUCAAGUUCACAGCGGAUUCUUGAGUGCAUAUGACUCUGUUAGGAAUAGAAUCAUCGCUCUUGUUAAAUAUGCCGUAGGAUACCAGGAUGAAGAAGACGGAGAAAACAUACCUAAGUGGCAUGUCUAUGUGACUGGACAUAGUUUAGGUGGAGCACUAGCAACCCUUCUUGCUCUUGAACUUUCAUCAAGUCUAAUGGCCAAGAGUGGGGUCAUAUUUGUGACAAUGUACAACUUUGGCUCUCCUAGAGUUGGAAAUAGAAGGUUCGCUGAAGUCUACAAUGCGAAAGUGAAAGACAGCUGGAGAGUUGUCAAUCACCGUGAUAUCAUUCCUACAGUACCACGUCUUAUGGGCUAUUGCCAUGUGGAAGCACCAGUUUAUCUUAAAUUUGGAGAUCUAAAAGAUGCACUGGUAGAUGAGGAGACUAUAGAUGAUGAAGGUGAUUCCAUAGGGGAGUACACCCCUGAUGUUCUUGUCAGUGAAUUUAUGAAAGGAGAAAAGCAACUUGUGGAAAAACUACUUCAGACAGAAAUAAAUUUGCUCCGAUCAAUCAGGGAUGGUUCAGCUCUUAUGCAGCACAUGGAAGACUUUUACUACGUCACACUGCUAGAGAGAGUGAGGUCAAGGUACCAAACAGGUGACGGUGCAAAUGAAGACUACCAUCAGUUAACCGCCUGAUCUUAGUACAUGCUUGAAACUCCCAAACCUGGGUUGCCUUUUUCAGGGCUACUGCCGUUCAGCUUCUUUGGCUGAUAGAUAUCAAGAAACAUUGCAAACAAUGGAACCUGUGCAGGACCAGUUUAGGGGUUAUGGUCGAACUCGGAAGUAAGAGGACGCAUUGCCCUUGGUAGUCAGUUUGUAUGAUAAAGCUUCAAGUAAUCAGGACAGUUAUCUGAGGAUCCUCAUCUGCGCAAAUUGCAAAUGGACUUAGAAUGCAAAGACCUUCAUUCCCCGGCCGUAAGUGGUGUGAUUGACACGCACAUCCUUCCUCGUGUGUGGUAAAUUCGUGUAAUCAAACAUAAGGCUUGGAAAAUGCCCUUUUAUCCUCAAGUGCUUUGAACUGUAAAUUAUAUAAGCUCUAUGAUCCUUAGGCUAAGCAGUUAGUAAACGUGGCAAAAAAAAGUGUGGAGGUAUACCAAAAGAUGUACCAAAAAGGGUGAAAUAAGGGGAAUAAAUGCAUAUUUUGGGUCAC
Molecule: messenger RNA, 3278 nt
Organism: Oryza sativa Japonica Group (Japanese rice)
Lineage: Eukaryota; Viridiplantae; Streptophyta; Magnoliopsida; Poales; Poaceae
Biological process (GO): lipid metabolic process
Source: RefSeq, a predicted model, not a curated record